CGCCGUCGUUGCCGAGGACGUCGUCUGGCUUUCUCGUGAACGCGAUGCUUCGCACUGCGUCUGCACGCGCACUUCCCCGUCACCCACUAUCGUCAGGAUUCGCUGUUCGCCGUGCUGCGUCGUCCGCGGCUCAACAACCUGCACCUUCCUACGCUCCUACAGCGGCCUAUGCCUCACUCUUCGUGGUAUCAACGGGUCUCUUUGCGGUCUACUACCUCGACUGCCGCGCGUCCUUGCACAAAUACAUCGUGACCCCGGUGCUACGCUACACGCUCGAUCCUGAGGCAGGCCACCGGCUUGCGGUCAGGGUGCUUGGGUCCGGCCUUGCUCCCCGCGACUCCUUUCCGGAUGACGAGGUUUUGAAAUCCGAGCUCUGGGGUGAGGAGCUCUCCAGCCCGGUCGGCCUGGCAGCCGGAUUUGACAAGAACGGCGAAGCUAUCGACGGCCUGUUCAACCUGGGCUUCUCCUGGGUGGAGAUUGGUAGCGUUACGCCAAAGCCUCAGCCGGGCAACCCCAAGCCCCGCGUGUUUCACCUGCCAAACGACGACGCGCUUAUCAACCGGUAUGGGUUCCCGUCGGACGGACAUGCUGCCCUGCUCGGUCGCCUUCGUGCACGGCUCCCGUCGCUCCUUCCUUAUUCCUCGGCGGCGGAAGCGGACGACCCUCUCCAUGGCGCGCAACACGCGUCACUAUAUCCGGGCAAGUUGCUCGCUGUGAACCUGGGCAAGAACAAGUCUUCCCCUCCGGACUCCAUUGCGGACUUCGUCACUGGGGUGCGCACUUUUGGCCCGUACGCCGACGCGCUGGUCGUGAACGUGUCGAGUCCGAACACCCCUGGGCUCCGAGGCAUGCAGAGUCGCUCUCUGCUGCAAGAACUGCUUGCUGGGGUUACAGCUGCACGAGACGAAGUCACUACCGCCUCAGCACACAGCCGUCGACCAAAGAUCCUCCUCAAAAUCGCCCCCGACUUGACCGAAACCGAGGUCGCGGACAUAGCCGCUGCAGUACUCGCGACUUCUGGCGUGGACGGCGUGAUUGUGAGCAACACGACCGUGCGGCGCCCCACGGGCGUGUCAGAUCCGAACAAGUUCGAGCAGGGCGGGCUCUCCGGGCCCCCGCUGAAGCCAUACGCGCUCGCCACCCUGCGCACCCUGCGCGCCCUCCUCCCGGCCUCCGUCCCGCUCAUCGGCUGCGGCGGAAUCGCCUCUGGGGCCGAUGCGCUCGAGUACGCGCGCGCAGGCGCGUCCGCGGUCCAGCUGUACACGUCGUUCGGGUAUGGCGGCCCGGGGGUCUGCCGGCAGGUCAAGGACGAGCUCACGGCGCUCCUGCGGCAGCAGGGCACGACGUGGGCGCAGGUCGUGCGCGAGUCGGUCGCGCAGCGCAGCUUGAAGGACGCGCCGAAGGAGAAGGGGGUGGAGGUGCCGCGCGAGCCGAGCGUAAGGCUGCUGGUGGAGGAGGCGGAGGAGCUGAAGCGGCUGCUGGAUGAGCUGGGGACGCGGAUUGAGAAGGGGGCGGAGGGCGUGAGUAUCGCGGGGGAUGCGCAGUACGUCGCUGUAACUCCCAGUCCGACUGAUUCAUGACAGCCGGAAUGAAUCGAGUUAUUCGUGUGGAGUACGCGAGCUGGCAUAAGCGUGCACCCCACAUUUCUGGAGGUAACAAGGGCGCGUCCUCGCUAACUUAUCAUAGCUCGGGUAUGCGUCCGCAAACGCCUAUACGCAUCUUUUCCAGAAAGCGGGCGCACUCGAAAGGGCUGCGCUUGAGGUACGCAGCGUUGAGCGUAUUGCCUAUACCAGAUUUUGUCGUGCUUGUACUCAUCGCAAAUAUUACACACAGAAUACCCCGUUUAUGCCAAACCGAUGAUCUAUAGCCCCAGAACCGCCCGAGAGAAUGUCCAAGAGAACCGUCAU
Molecule: messenger RNA, 1907 nt
Organism: Trametes versicolor FP-101664 SS1
Lineage: Eukaryota; Fungi; Basidiomycota; Agaricomycetes; Polyporales; Polyporaceae
Product: dihydroorotate dehydrogenase
Exons: 5
Coding region: 45-1580 (511 amino acids)
Biological process (GO): pyrimidine ribonucleotide biosynthetic process; 'de novo' pyrimidine nucleobase biosynthetic process
Cellular component (GO): cytoplasm; mitochondrial inner membrane
Molecular function (GO): dihydroorotate dehydrogenase activity
Source: RefSeq, a predicted model, not a curated record